AUCUUAGCAAAGUAGAUCUUGCUAAAGACAUAUUAAAAGGAGUAAGAUUUAAUGGAAGAAAUUGGACAACAUGGUUUAACACAUUUAUAGACAAUAUCACAAAUCCCAUAGAUAGGUUGACACAAGAAACCUUUGAAAACCAUACUGAGAUGAAUACAUUGAGAAAAGACAACACUUUAUGUGUCUUUUUCCAAGUGAUUUGGCUCAAAAUAACAGAUGAAGAACACCUUCACAUGAAUGGAA
Racocetra persica is the source of this 243-nucleotide messenger RNA. NCBI's taxonomy places the organism in Eukaryota, Fungi, Glomeromycota, Glomeromycetes, Diversisporales, Gigasporaceae. The record is from the annotation of a GenBank genome assembly.